Messenger RNA from Spinacia oleracea (spinach), 942 nucleotides. RefSeq lists its product as uncharacterized. The transcript has a single exon. NCBI's taxonomy places the organism in Eukaryota, Viridiplantae, Streptophyta, Magnoliopsida, Caryophyllales, Amaranthaceae. The record is from RefSeq and is a predicted model, not a curated record. The coding region runs from base 163 to 798 and encodes 211 amino acids.
UCAUACCCCAAAUUAUACCAAAAUAAACUAAAAAAGUAUUAUCUUUGAAAAUAAUGCUAGCACCAUGUGCUAAUAUAGAUUAACUUUCUAUAUAUAUGUACUAUAAAGUUUACAAAUGUUAAUAAAUCAUCUUCAACUCCUUUAUAGUUUCAAAGAAAAAAAAUGGAUUAUGACUUAUAUCCAAGCAAAAUCAUGGAGAGGCAAUCAACAAUAGGGAGUAUAGGGUCAUGCUCUUCUAGGCUAUACUACGGGCGGCUCUCGGAAGGCAAGGCGUUUGAAUGGGAGGCGCGGCCAGGGAAAGCCAUCACGCCUCAACCGGAUAAUAUCUUACCGCCUCUUAGCCCACCACCGGCGGUGUUAGCAAUGGGCCUACCGAAGCCAUGCUUCGACGUGGUCGAUGAUGAGCCUAAGGCAAAAAAGUGGUCUAGUGCAUGGUUAGUAAAGAAAUUCAAGAAAACAAUGACGGGUCAUUAUAACUAUAAAGUUGUAGGGUUUCCUAGAAGGAUGUUCUCUAAUAAUGAAGGGAAUAAACAACAAGAACAAAAACAAGAACAAGAACAAGAUUGGAAAUUCGAGUCGCAAAGGUCGUAUGAUCAUCAUCGUUGUGAAUCGGCACGGUAUUCGAGUUCUUCGUUUGCAUCAACGUUGACGUGUUCAUCAAGUAAUUCGUUUAGAGAUCAUCAGAAGACUUCAACCAAUGGUGAUAUUCAAAGUAAGGCGUUGUUUCGUGGGAAGCCUUUUACUUGUAACCCUAGAGGGUUGAGUGACAUGGUUGUAUUUUUUGUGAAAAAGUCCUGAUGUUUUAAUUUACUUUUUUCUUUUAUAUAUGCUUUUUAUUUACUAAUUUAGAACCUUUGUUUUCUAUGAUUUGAGAUGUUAUUUAACUUGAAACUUGUGUCAUGCAAUUAUAUGUCUUCAUAAUUAAUCUAACGGUUUUUCUAA